Molecule: messenger RNA, 246 nt
Organism: Dibothriocephalus latus
Lineage: Eukaryota; Metazoa; Platyhelminthes; Cestoda; Diphyllobothriidea; Diphyllobothriidae
Source: the annotation of a GenBank genome assembly
AAUGCCGACGCCAGCUCCCCGAACGAUAAAGGGGUGGUAGAGGAGGAGCGGGAGGAGAAAGAGGCUAAGGACAACGGUGCACUGGCCGAUCUAGAGGAUGCCCCGAAGAUGGGACAGCUGGAGAAAAUGGUGCAGGAUUGUCUGGACAGUAUCGUUAAGGUGAGUGAAUGUUGCUUUCUUCUGGGUUGGAAGCAACUGUGUGUUAUGUUUAUGUAUGUACGACCGUUUGAUUAUUGCGAACGCUGA